AUGGAAGUUGUAGAUGACUGGGGACGCAAAUCCUUCAUCUCCUCUCCCGGAGAAUCCACAAUUGGUCCUUUCUUCUCGAACCCAUCAGAUUCGGAGCUCCUCUUCUCUUCUCCCGUACUCUCUCCUCCGAUUCUCUAUCGCAUCCCUCACCUAACUCCCGCGCGAUUUCUCGCCGUCUCCGGCGUCCCUCCGUCGGUUUCCUCCUCAGUUGAGGCCAAUUUCCGUAUUCCCCAUCCGAACGAUGACGCCGCUAGGGCUCUCUCCUACAAUCGCAUCCAGUUUCUACCUUUCCCCGGUAAAAAUUCCGUCUUGGUGUUUUUCCCCACCGGCAAUAAUCUCGAUCAAAUCGGCUUCCUGGCUCUCUCCACCGGAGAUUCGGGAGGUUUCCGAGUCGAAGGUGAUGUCUUUGUGGCGAAAGAGCGAUUCUUUUCGCGAAUUUUGAAGAUAUUAGUGAAACCGAUUAGUAAUUGGGGAGCGUACAAGUCUUCUUCUUCGUCUUCUUCUUCGAUCAUCGAAUUGGGUUACGUUAUGGUUUAUUCACUGUAUUCGAUUCAUUGGUACUGUGUCAGUUACGAUGAAGAAUCUCAAGAGAGCAGACCGGUUUUGAGCUACCUCGGAUUGAAGCAGUUCAAGCGUUGCUCCAUCUCUAGCGCUUCUUGGAGCCCUCAUCUUCCUGGAGAGUGUGUAGUCUUGCUAGAGAACGGUGACAUCUUCUUGUUUGAUCUGAAUCAGAGACAUUGUAGUGGUAAACUCAGAGGUUGCAAGAUGAAAGUUUCUUGGGAAGGUCAAGUGAACAAUAAGACUUGGUUAGGAUGUGAAUAUGGUUGGAAGCUUGGAGCUUUUAUCAUUGCUCGGUCUGAUGAAGUCUUUCUUAUUGAAAAAACCUCUGGAAGUUUUAGUGUGAGAUCUUUGGUUGAGAUUGAGAGUCUGAAUUUGUUUGGAAGAGAAGAGUUUGUUGCGUUUGCAAAAGCGGGUAGUGACAGUUUUAGGUUUGUUGUUGCUUCAGAGAGCUAUUUGUUCCUCUGUGAUCAGAGAUCUUGUGUGCCUUUGUUGAAAUGGCAGCAUGAUGUUGAGAAGCCUUGCUUUAUAGAUGUUUAUAGCUUGUCCGAUCUCGGGUGUAAGACCAAUGAAUCAACCUCCUGCGUUGUGGUAGGGUCGUUUUGGAAUGCAGAGUCUCAAAUGUUCUGUUAUGGACCUUCUCCGGUUGAUCCUUCUUCCUUGUGUGUGUGGGAGCUUCCGAACAAUCUACUCUUACCAGCAGGGAAAUGUCAGUGCGGAGAUUGUCUCAUUAGAGAAGAGAUAAUGAAAGAGUCUCUUCCUGAAUGGAUCGAUUGGCAGAAGAGAAGAGCUCUUGUUCUUGGUUUUGGCGUCUUAAACAAGUACCUCUCUCAGUCGGAUGAGUCCUCUGGGUUUACUUUGAUUCGGUUAACAUCCUCAGGGAAGCUUGAAGCAGUCAAGUUCCGUGCUUCAAGAAGGUUUGAAGAAGUAGUGACUCACAGAGAUUCACCCUGCGAAUCUUCUGAUGAGGUGAACUUAUUGUACUUCCCUGAUGAAGACGACGGAUUCAAGUUCCCGAAACGGUUCAAGUAUCUCGAACUCGAGUACCUCUCUGCUCACGCGAAAGGCGCUCUCUCGGAGUUUAUAGACUCGAGGAUGAGAGAAGAACCAUCUGGCUCCAAGAAGAGUGAUGAUGCUUUUAGCUUAACCUGCCAUGAGGAGUUAUGCGAGAAGCUGGGUUCUUGCGGAUUCGGUAGACACAGAGCUUCCUCUACAGUCACAGCAGUCUUCGAGAGUAUCAAUUCGGAGACUAGCGUUUUGGAGAUUGCAUUGAGAGAGUCAUGGUCAAGCUUACCAAUAGAGCUUUUGUUGCUUGCGUUCUCAAACUACUCUGAGUUAGAGGAUGUUUUGUUAGAUAAGAAGAAGACUUCUCUUGAGUUCUUGGUGGUUCCUGAAUUCCCACAGUUGCCACCGUUCUUCCUGAGGAAGCCUUCAAGCAGAAGUAGCAAAUGGUCAAAGAAGGAGCAACCUGGUGUUGACCUCGUUGGACCUGUUGUUCCACUUGACGUCCUCCUCACGUUACACGAGUUCCGUAACGGUUGUAUGAGGUCAGAGCAAGAGUUCUCCCCGGAUGUGGAGCUCUCUGACCGGUGCAACCAAAUCUCCAAAGCAGCACGCCAGAUGGCAAACUCGGGCGUAGACAAGGCAACCAUGUCACUUACCGAUGAGAUGUGUGAGGAUAAAAAGCGGUUCAUUGCUUAUUCUCCGAUCACAGAGACGGCUGGUUCAGAAGGCGGGGAAGAUCAAGAACUCUCUACGUUUGUCUCCAAAGUGCGUCCUUGUGAAGACAAGGAUGGUGAUGUUGAUGUUGAUGUUGGAGGAAGAGCAGGGCUUGAGUUGUUCGAUGAUAUGUCUCCGGUGGAGAUUUGCUUCGAGGAUCGGAGUGUGGAUUUUGAUACGAAAGCUUUGGUUACGUCCAAGACGCUUCUCGCUCAGUGGCAAGAUCGAUCUUCUUCAUUUCAAGGCUUCCUUACUCUCUACAAUCCCAAAAAAUGA
Molecule: messenger RNA, 2553 nt
Organism: Microthlaspi erraticum
Lineage: Eukaryota; Viridiplantae; Streptophyta; Magnoliopsida; Brassicales; Brassicaceae
Source: the annotation of a GenBank genome assembly